Molecule: messenger RNA, 2209 nt
Organism: Dreissena polymorpha
Lineage: Eukaryota; Metazoa; Mollusca; Bivalvia; Myida; Dreissenidae
Exons: 2
Coding region: 283-1695 (470 amino acids)
Biological process (GO): G protein-coupled receptor signaling pathway
Cellular component (GO): membrane
Molecular function (GO): G protein-coupled receptor activity
Source: RefSeq, a predicted model, not a curated record
UACUAGUAUAACAAGUAAUCGGUAUAGUUAUGGGAAAACAUUCGAUUCCGCCAACUGUGUUUUGUGUGCAUGAUGCAACGGUACUGUUCAACACCAUGAACUGAAUUUGUUCUUUUCGGGUUUAUAGUUAUUUCAUGCCAGAUGCUGCACUACAUGAGGAAUUCCUACGAUAGAACGCUAUACAAUUAACAAUAAAACGUGAUUAUAAGAAAAGGAUAUAUAAUAGUAUACAGAUUAGCAACUAUCGACCUAUUCGCUACUAGGUAACCAAUAAUUGUCGCCAUGAACACCACGCAGAUACCAUGGAAUGUAACGACAACGAACGGCAACAUGGACGUGCAACUCAGCCACACAUGGAAUAUUCCAUUCGCUGCAAAACUCGUCGCGAUCCUAGUAUUAUCCAUCAAUUUGCUCCUCGGCAGUUCAUCCAACUGCAUACUCAUAAUAAUUAUUAACAAUUCGCCCACCCUGAAAACGCCGGCAAAUAGUCAUCUGAUAAAUAUUUGCGCAAACAAUCUGAUCCUGUGCUUAUCAAUGCUUUUGUCACUUAUAUCGAUUCUUCUGCCAACGAAUUACAAGACAAAUACAACUAUUCUCACAGGGUUUCACAUUUUUCUAACGUUCAACUGUUUCUUACAAUACUGGGGAACGUUCGCGUCCAUUAGCUAUUACAGAUCAAAAAUUGUAAAUAGCCCGUCCUUGGUUGUCAAACGCCGACGGCAGAUUAUAUCGCGAUGCUUGGUAAUGUCGUGGGUGACGUCAGUGCUCGUGAGUCUGAUGGUGUGCCUGGCGCACAUCGAGUACGACGUGUAUGCCUGCAGGAGUAUCAACCCAUUCCAGAAUACAUUCAUGUAUUGUCAAGGCAACAACAAAAUGUCUUCACAACAGCUAGGAAUAAUUAUGAUCAGCCUAAUCAUAUUCAUUGCAAUGUUUGUCAUUAUAUGCACCUCGUAUCAAAAGGUAUUCAAAGCUUUAAAUAAAACAAAUACCUUUGGUAGAAAUAGAGUGUUCCCGCUUUCUACGCGAUCUGCAAGUUUGCCCUCGGAAGGAGAGAGAAGUAAUUGUUCGCCUCAGGAUGAUGGAUCUAAAAUGGUACAUUCAUCCCAUCGAGAGCGGGUGGUGUAUACCAUCUCGAGGAAUUCCGGCACCGACGAGUUUAUUGUCCACUACACGAGGAAUGACAGUAUAAACAUGUUGUCAUUCGAAGAUAUACUGGCCUUGGAAAACCCAAUCUUAGCAUCUCAACUACGCAAACAAAUUGUUCAGAAACGCAACGUUUAUCUCACGCGAAGCAAUGCGAGUAAUACGUCCGUAAAAUCGAAAUGCCCGGACUUUACCGACAUCUCCGCCAGCGCCGAUCUUCAAAGGUUUCAAAACUUGAAAAACAAUUCUGCUCUCCGAAAUCAUUUCAUAAGGAGGGACCGGAUGGGGUUUAAUAGUGCAACUCGGAACAGUUUGGUGAUGCUGGCGUCUUUUGUAGUCUGCUCCCUGCCAAUGUUCGUCUGCGAAAUUCCUACGGUGCUCACCAGCCAAUCCGAAAGUCACAGAGUGCUUAUUCUGAUGUUUACGGAGCUGGUGUUUUGUUUGAAUGCCCCUAUCUAUCCACUGUGGUACCUGGUACAAAACAAACGUGUGCGUAAAUGUUUACUUAGAGUGAUGGACACGAUUUGCAUGAGUUUGCGUAUCAGACGUUAAUAUUAGUGUGUUCUUCGUUACAAAACAAGCCAUGUGCUUUAAAUAAAGUACAGUAAACAAUAAAGAUGCAUGAGUAUACUGAAUGUGCAUAAUUGGAGUAGAGUAACAUGUUCACGCAUACAAGUAUUGUGUUUCUGUAUUAUAAGUAAGAAAGGAGAACAUAUGAGCAACCUGAGAAUGCGUCCAACGCCCUCACAUAUUUUUUUUUCAUGUAACUGUAAUAAAAUACUGAAUGUAACAUUUAAUUAAUAUUCUAAAUCAAGCGAUAGUUAAAUUAGUGUAUACAUUAAUAGAACAACUGGUAGCCGCCUUAUUGUUUGAUAAUAUUUUAGGUGAGGCGAAAAGCCUGUGUUAUUUCAUCAACGAUAGGGCAACAACCUCUGUCAUGCCCCGACGCCCACUUGUGUUAUGACAUAUUUCAACUAAUCGUUACGUCAGAGUAUUUUUAUCGUUGAUCAUUUUGAUUUAUUACGUUGACGUGUAAUUCGUGAAGUCAUGAGCACUUGAAUUUAAC